UCGGUCCCCGAACCUAACGCCACAGCCAGACAGGCCUGCACCAGCCCCGGGACAUCCAGGCGUGCGUUGCUAUUGGUUUCCAGUGAUUCCUCUGGGACUCCAUUGACCACUGUGAAGCCGUAUUGGUCUUUUCUGUUUUUUAUUGGGCUGCACAAGAGUCGUCUUCACUUCUCCAUUCCUGUUCUUCAGAUAACCCCAUUGGGUGACCCUAAGAUGUGGAGCUGGGAGGCGUCCAUUUCCUUCGCUUAUGAUGAAAGCACCAGGGCGAUGCGGGCACUCGCUGAGGUCACAACCACUGCUGGGGUGGGAGCGUUUGUGCCACAGCUGGUGAGCAGAGCUGGUGCUCUGGUGAGCGUGCUGCACGCAGAGACUGAGCUCUGGGCCUUCUGUGGAACAGAUCACCCUGUGAGAGCCCGACGGAAGCACCGCGUGUGCACUCGUCGGUACUUUCUGCAGGAUUCCUGUCCCAAAGGAGAUUCCGGGAUCGAGGCGGUCUUAGGAAGAGGGAAGCCAGCUCUUUCCAAGGGCCGGGGAAGUUCCUGCAGAGAGAGCCUCUGGAACUUCAGCUUCCUCUGAGCCUUCAGCAGCCAUGUCUCAGCAAGGAGACGACCGCGGUUCCAAUUGCUGCCGUGUGAGUGGCAAGAAGUGGCGCGGUGCGGUUCCCCGCGGUUGGGAGCAGCAGCCAGCAGGCUGCCAGAGAUCCAACCGCGCCUUGCAGCGCACAGAGGGACGCAACAGGGACGGACGGUCCUUCCUGCCAUACAGAAGGAUGGAUCCUGCGCAUCCAUGGAGUGGUGCUGGGCAAGGGGGGAAACGGAAAGCCUCCGCAGAGAGAGGUGCCGAGCCCAACGGAAAGAUCUACGCAAAAGCGGUGCAGGAAGUCCUUCUGGAGAGAGCUCAUCUCCAGGCUGGAGGGCUUCCUACAACAGCAGGUCCCAGCACAGGGGGAAGACCUUCCCCUGCCGUGUGCCCCCGCUCUGUCUCCAAGUCCUUGGCUGGAUGUAAACGCAAGGGCUUGGAAGAAGCGAAGCCAACAGCAGCGCAGCUGCCUGCUAACAAAAGAGUGAGGGGGCCGAGCGGAGACAGCGUGCCAGCUCCAGCAGCACACCCUGGGCCUGCUGCAGCGCGGAGCUCCAAGCUAAGAGCGAGAAGACGCCAAGAGAAAGAGAGGAGAGGGGAAUCGAUGAAGGCUGCCCUCAGAGCUGCCGCUGCACGUGCAGAGGCCUCCGCAGUGAACAGCCUUGUGGAGAUGAUGCAGAAGCUGCAGCUGAAGGACUGAGAGGAGGAGCGUCAGCAGGCAGCGGCUGCAGUGCGCGGCGUUACAGGGCAGCGCUGCGAGUGCCGCCCAACUCGGCACUCCAACUUCAGAUGGAGUCAAUAAAAACCAGUCAC
Molecule: messenger RNA, 1392 nt
Organism: Gallus gallus (chicken)
Lineage: Eukaryota; Metazoa; Chordata; Aves; Galliformes; Phasianidae
Exons: 6
Coding region: 590-1279 (229 amino acids)
Source: RefSeq, a predicted model, not a curated record